AUGUCGGAGAAUCACCCCUCCCCCGAUUACUCCCGCCCCCAGUUUCCUGCCCACAAUGAGCCCCGGGUAUGGAUGAUCACGGCUGGAGAUUCACCCAUUGGGAUUUCCGUCACUCGCCAGAUUUUGGCGCAUGGUGAUUGCGCGCUUGUGGGGCUGGCCUAUACCAAUCUAGACCGGGAUGAAUGCCGCAGAGACGAAUACGAUACCUUCCUGGCGGAGGUCGAGAGUCAUCGUGAAGAGGGAUGGCCACAGCGACUCAAAUCGGUUCCGCUGGACAUAAGGGUGGUGGGAGAAUGCCAGGCAGCGGUCGCGGAGGCUGUUGCAACGUUCGGCAAGAUCGACAUCCUUCUCUGUUGCACAAGCCAAGCCCUUAUUGGAACCGUAGAGGAGCUAGCAGCCUCCCAACAAACUCUCAAUCUAGUCCGCGAUCAGUUCGAGCUCAACUAUUUUGGGCCACUCAACAUCAUCAAGUCGGCGCUACCUCAUAUGAGGAGGCAGAAAUCGGGACACGUCAUGAUCAUCUCUGGAAUAACGGCUCAUAUCGGGACUCCUGGACUGGGGAUGUACUGUGCAGCUGGCUGGGCACUCGAGGGUUUUUGUGAUAGCCUUGCAUAUGAGAUAGCUCCUUUCAAUGUCAAGCUCACAAUCUUCCAGUGCAGUAUCGAAAUUGGCAUCCUCACCAACUUAGUGACCAGCGUACCCCCCAUCGUCCCUGCAUACUCUCCGCGCGCCAACCAUGCACCUCUAUUCCGAGGGAUUCUCAAUCGACUGGUCCCCCGCCUACCGCAUACCCACAAUGGGACGGAUGAGUCUCGCAAUUCCGGCCGAGUCACCUCUGCGGAGGAUGGACCUUUCUCCGGUCCGGAGGUUCUUUCGACCUAUCCUCCACUCAGUCCCGCGCACAUGGAAAUCCUGGUCGCGGAGACCGUCUUCGCGAUCACUGCCAUAGGGGGGCAUGAAAACCCCCCGUCUCGUCACAUCGUUGGACAAGAAGGCGUUGCGAGCGUCAAAGAGAAGCUGAAAACCGUUAGCGAGGAACUGGAAGAUUUCAUUCAGUCAAGUUUUGCGGUUGAUUAUGCCGCCGAUGAGGAUCAAAAUCGCGUCAAAGAUGACAGUAUGAGUGGACUUGGUGGACUCGGUCGUUCCCAUAUACCCUAA
This is a messenger RNA of Aspergillus steynii IBT 23096, 1158 nucleotides long. RefSeq names its product short chain dehydrogenase/reductase family protein. The transcript has 5 exons. The coding region runs from base 1 to 1158 and encodes 385 amino acids. NCBI's taxonomy places the organism in Eukaryota, Fungi, Ascomycota, Eurotiomycetes, Eurotiales, Aspergillaceae. The record is from RefSeq and is a predicted model, not a curated record.